AGCAAACAUUUUAGGUUCCCAGCAUAGCCUAAGGGCGUGCCUUAGCCUGGAGGUUCAUCAUGUGGAUGUUCUCCUGUCUGCUGCUGGGGCCAAUUUUGGCACAGGGGGAGGAUCCCUCAGUGGCCAAUGGCGAGCUGACGCCGCCAGACCUUCCAUUUCCUCCGAUGCCUUCGAAGGCGGUGGUUGGACCGACUCUGGCUGAUUCGGUGAAUAGUUGGCCUCCGAAGAGGAAACCGCUGAAGGAAGAUGCUCCCAACAUUUUGCUCAUCAUGAAUGACGAUGUGGGCUACGGUGCGCCUGAGACCUUUGGUGGCCCGAUCCACACUCCCACCCUGUCGAAGGUGGCGCAACAUGGCGUUUCCUACAACCGUUUCCACACCACGGCCAUUUGCUCUCCCACCCGUGCGUCCCUGCUGACUGGGCGGAACUCCCACAACGUCGGUGCUGGGCAGAUCACCGAGGCGGCGUCGGGCUUCCCUGGAUACACAGGCACGAUCCCGAAGUCAGCAGCCACCUUGGCCAAGGUGCUCUCUGGUUAUGGAUAUGAUACUGCAGCGUUUGGGAAGUGGCACAACACUCCCGUGGAUGACCUCAUGAAGUCAGGCCCUUUCGACCAGUACCCCACCGGUCUGGGCUUCAGCUACUUCUACGGCUUCCUUGCGGGGGAGACGUCGCAGUACAACCCUCGCUUGUAUGAGAACACCAACCCCAUCGAGCCACCACGAAAGCCAGAGGAAGGCUAUCAUUUGACCGAGGACAUGGCAGACCAAGCAAUCAAGUUGAUCCGCGCCAAUCGUGCAUUGACCCCGGACCGGCCCUUCUUCAUUUACUUCGCGCCGGGUGGCGCACACGGCCCGCAUCAUGUACACAAAGAGUGGGCGGACAAGUACAAGGGCAAGUUCGACAUGGGCUGGGAGAAGCUUCGAAACAUCACGUUUGAGAAGCAGAAGGCCAUGGGCUGGAUCCCGAACAGCACCAAGCUCACACCAAUUGAUCCAACUAUGGUAAAAUGGGAAGAGAUUCCGGAGGAGCAGCGGGCUUUCCAGCUUCGGCUUAUGGAGGUCUAUGCGGGCUAUUUGGAGCAUACGGACACUCAGGAUGGCAAAGUUGUCGAAGAGUUGGAGCGACAAGGCCUGUUCAACAACACGUUGAUCAUCUACGUCCUGGGCGACAACGGCGCUAGCGCCGAGGGGAUCCACGGGACCAUCGACGAGCUCCUGGCGGAGAACGCGCUUCCCAGCACCUACCAGCAGCAGAUGGAAGUGUUGAACCGAGAUUUUGGAGGGCUUGAUGCUCUGGGCUCCCAGCAUGUUGACAAGAUGUAUCACAGCUCCUGGGCUUGGGCUUUGGACACGCCCUUCAAGAGUACAAAGUUGGUGGCUGCCCACUUUGGUGGGAUGCGCACGCCCAUGGUGAUGUCCUGGCCAAAGGCGAAGAAGUGGAAGAAAGGGUCGACGGAAAAGGUUAUCAAGCACGAUCCAACUCCUCGUUCUCAAUUCCAUCAUGUUUGCGACAUCGCGCCCACCAUCUAUGAAGCUGUUGGCGUUCAGUUUCCCACGCGCGUGGAGGGUGCGAAACAGAUGCCUUUGGACGGUGUGUCCAUGGUCUACACCUGGAACAAUGUUUCAGUGAAAGAGAGGAAAUCCGCGCAGUACUUUGAGGUUAUGGGUAGUCGAGGAGUGUACAAGGAUGGUUGGUUCGCCAGCGUUUUCGGGCCUCGCAUUCCAUGGGCCGAAGCCAAUGAGACCCGCAUGAGGGAGUGGAAUCCGGACACUGAUGUUUGGGAGCUCUAUGACCUUACAAGGGACUUCUCGCAAGCCGAGGACCUAGCCAAGGAGAUGCCUGAUCAAGUGGCCAAGAUGAAGCAGAUCUUCCUCAUGGAGGCAACUGCCAACAAGGUGCUGCCAAUUGGAGCAGGCCUCUACACCAUUUAUUACCAUCCUGAAGAAGGACCUCACUCACCAUUGACUGAGUGGAAACUUUAUGAAGGGCUCACGCGCCGCUAGCUUGCUCUUGUUAGAAACGUGCCCCUUGCCAGUCGAAGUUGUAGAAACUGAAGCAAAGAACUUGUAUCGAAGCCAAGGUAUUGCUGAGUCAAAUGCUCCUGGAUUUCAUAGCGGACAGAACUCCCUCGCCACCAUUGAUGUGGAGAUUUCAGCCAACGCGAGUGGAGUUCUCUAUUGCGUGGGUGGUACAGCUGGAGGCUUUUCAGUUUACAUGGACAAUGGCUAUUUGUAUGCUGAGUACAUGUCGACCCUAUUGCAGCUUAGUCUUUACCAUAAACUUCACGGAUCUUCACGGUAGUAUUUGUAAUGUAUAUACGAGUGUUGCAGCUCACUUCCAAUUGUUGCAGCUCACUUCCAAUUGUUGCAGUUAUAAGCUGCUUGUUAAAGCACCCCGAUGGGUUAUUUGCAAAAUCUCGUUCUUGGUGUUGCAGUUGUUGCAAGCUCGACACGCUUGAAGCAGAAGAGCGCCUUCUUCCAGAGAUUGCGGAACCGAUUGAAGCUUGCAAGUGUGAUCCGCCAUUUCUUUUCGUGGUAUCAAGAUGUCGGAGCCUAGCCAUUAGAUUCGCGGUAUCUUGUGUUCGAAUCGCUGUAGUCUGCUCGCGGUGGAACGAGGUACCGCUACAUCGCCAAAUCCACGACUCCCCUGCAGCCUGGAACCCGAAAGAUCCAGGUGAGGUUGAUCUUCGAAACGACCAAGGGCUUGGGCCCACCAGCGGAUUUGACCCUCUUCGUGGACGGACAGCAGGUUGGAUGGGUCAAGGCACGGAGAGCGAACGGGAUUUGGGUGCGCGGGCGCAAGGCGUCCAGAGUUCAGAGUGAUGAGCGUUUGAGAGCAGCUGGAGAAGGGGACUUGAUGCUUGCUUUGAAAAGACAUGGAGUAUUUGCAACUUGGCCGGCGAUUGAACUAAUGCCUUCAACAUCCUUUCGCUGGACCCUUUGUCAAAAUCCUGCUGAACCGUAGGUCUAGCAUCCACUUUCCUGCCAAAAUCUGAGACACACUACUGUACACUGUACACUGUACACAUGACAAGCGGUAAAAUCAUCACCUUUCUGGAUCAAAAUCAUGCUUUGAGGUUGAGAAAUCCAUCCGCUUGGUCUUUGAUGCCUCUGAGACCUUUGACGUCGGGAUGGACCUUGGAUCGCCGGUGUCUUUGUUGUACCAAAACCGAACACCCUUUAAAUUCAACGGUAAGAUCAACCUUUUGCAUGUGAAGUACAUCAAUGGUACUUCAAUGCACACGUGGUGGUGUAGACUAAUUCGGCCUACCAUUUCUUUGGGCCAACUUUUGAAGCUUGACAGAGCCUUGCUCGGUCCUUAUGUUUUGCCCUUCUUUCUUGUACAAAGUAGGAGGACAUCCUUCAUACGUCUCUAGCUCUUUUGAAGGAGAUGUAUUUGCGAAUUUUGAUGGGCCGUCAUUGAAUCCAUUUGUUUAAAUAAACAAAAUAAAUCACGUAAAAAAGUAAUCCAUAACCCAAUGGAUUAGCAAAGAUUUAAAAGACAUGGGGGAAAUGUAGUAUUUCCUUUGUUAGUUGAAGUCAUGUGGGUUUGUAUAAGUUUGCGG
Molecule: messenger RNA, 3568 nt
Organism: Durusdinium trenchii
Lineage: Eukaryota; Dinophyceae; Suessiales; Symbiodiniaceae
Source: the annotation of a GenBank genome assembly